CCGUGUCACGUGACGGGGGAAAUAGGGAGGCUCUUGUGUUUACAUCAAUGCAUUCAACAGCGGCUGCUGCAGAGCGUCUACACAUCAAUGUUCUUUGCUUUCAUUUCUUUAAAAACGAGCCCAAUCAUCGGUACACACGGUAGUUUCGAGUCCGUUCGAGCAUAACGCUGCUGUGUGAUAAACGGAGCGCGCGUCUGCUGUAGCUGUGAUCAGUUGUGUAUUAGAUUACUGGCGUUAUGGACGAGCUCGCGGUGGAAGUGCGAGGAGCGAGUGGAGCUUUCUACAAGGCUCUUGUAAAGGAUGUUCAUGAGAGUACAGUCACAGUGUCUUUUGAAAACAAUUGGCAGCCAGAACGACAGAUUCCUUUCCAUGAUGUCCGGUUUCCAGCCCCAACCGGCUUUCAGAAAGAGAUCAACGAGAGUGAUGAAGUGGAGGUUUACUCCAGGGCCAAUGAUAAAGAGCCCUGCGGAUGGUGGCUAGCCAAAGUUCGCAUGGUGAAAGGAGAGUUUUAUGUGAUCGAAUACGCAGCCUGUGAUGCGACGCUAAAUGAAAUCGUCACAUUAGAGAGGCUACGACCUGUGAACCCCAACAAAGCCGCGUCAAAGGACACCUUUCUCAAAAUCAGACUCGAUGUUCCUGAAGACUUGAGACAGAUGUGCGCGAAAGACUCUGCACAUAAAGACUUCAAAAAAGCGAUCGGAGCGUUUAACGUCACUUACGACUCGGAAGAAAAGCAGUUGGUUAUUUUGUCAGUUAAUGAAGUUACGGCAAAGCGGAUAGCCAUGUUGAGCGACAUGCACUUCAGGAGUCUGCGCACAAAGCUGACGCUGAUCCUGAGGAAUGAGGAAGCAACCCGACAGCUGGAGAGUUCUCGACAACUUGCCUCAAGGUUCCAUGAGCAGUUUGUGGUGCGUGAUGACCUCAUGGGAUUGGCCAUAGGCACCCAUGGGGCGAAUAUCCAGCAGGCCAGAAAGAUUCCUGGGGUCACUACCAUAGAUCUCGAUGAAGAGACCUGCACGUUUCACAUCUAUGGAGAGGACCAGGAGGCUGUUCGGAAGGCUAGAAGCUACCUGGAAUUUUCUGAAGAAGUUAUCAAGGUUCCUAAGAAUUUAGUCGGAAAAGUCAUUGGCAAGAGUGGGAAGCUGAUUCAAGAGGUUGUGGAUAAAUCGGGAGUUGUCAGAGUUCGAGUGGAGCCGGAAAAUGACAAAAAGCCUACUCCAUUAGACGAGGGAUUGGUGCCGUUUGUGUUUGUGGGGACGAAGGAAAGCAUUUCAAAUGCACGUAUUCUGCUGGACUACCAUCUAAAUUAUCUAAAGGAGGUGGAUCAGCUGCGAAUGGAGAGACUGCAGAUCGAUGAACAGCUCAGACAAAUCGGUGGAGGGCCUAGAGCUCUGCCGGGACGUCCUGAGAAAGAAAAGCCUUUCAUGGCUGAUAAUGGAAUGGGACCCUCACGGGGUGGCGGCAAACCUUUCGGUCGUGGAGGGAGAGGGAGACGGGGCCCGGCACUGACUUCAGGAACCAACUCUGAGGCCUCUAAUGCAUCGGAGACCGAAUCUGAUCACAGAGAUGAGCUCAGUGACUGGUCCCUGGCCCCUACGGAUGAGGAGUCCAUGGGUUACCCCAAAAGGGCCCCUGAUGGACGCAAAAGGGGUGGAGGGCCCCGGGGUCGUGGAGGGAGAGGACGAGGAGGAUACAAAACUGAAGACAUGCACUGGAAUGACUCCCGCUCCCGUAGUUCCAGAGACUCGAAGCUGAGACCGCAGGAAGACUCAUUGCAGAUCCGCAUCGACAGCAAUAACGAGAGGAGCGUCCACACCAGCCGAGGCCCCCAGGCUCUGACAGGAGACAGCGGAGGGAACCGGCAGAGACCCAUAAAGGAACGAGGGAUGAAGAAAGAGAAUCAGGACGGCCCAGACAGCCAAGCCGUCGUGAACGGCAUUUCUUAGAGAAUAAAGUGCCCCCUUCCCCCAUUCUCCCUCUCAGCUCCACCAAUCCAGAUGCUUCUUCAUUAGAAACACAUUAGGCCAAAGAGAACCAGGUCAGUAGGGCUGUCGCAAGACAUGACGUAAAGCACACUUUGUAAUUGAUAGUUGGGGUAACAGACGAGGUCUCUUGGUGUGUGGUGUAUUGGAUUUGGUAGUCUUCACGGAUUAGAGAGACCGGUCUCUAAAUCACAACUGAAGCUACAGUUUUCUAAUUGACUUUCUAAAUAACUACCUAUGAAGCAUAAAGAAGCUGUGGAUUAAAUGUCUCUCAAAAAUGAAAUCUUGAAAUGGUUUCCAAGCAAUUGGUUUUUAAAGGUGUUUUUUUUUUUUUUUUUUUUUUCAAACAAUGUCCAAACAAAAGGGAAAGAAACACAUUGGAGGAUGAACUCAAGCGCUCGGGCCCAAGUUUAUGCCACAUCUCAUGGCAUACGUUGUUUUUACAUGCUUUGGUGUUCAUGGUUACUCGAGCCCAUUCUGAUGUGAGAUUUUUAGCCACAUCAUUAGCAAAAAAAGAUGGCAAAUGUAAAAAAAAAAAAAAAAAAAAAACAAGCUCCUGUCUGGAUCUGUGCCUUUACCUAGUGUGGAUAGUAUCAUCAUUUGGAUGUUUAAAUCAGGGAAGAAGACGUGAACAACCUGUCUGAGCAACGUGUGUUGCAAUCUCAGCCGACAACUUUUUUUUUUUUUUUUUCUCUGUGUUGCAUGUGUUUCACCAACAUGUUGUGUGUCUAAAGAGCUGGAUUCUAUCAAGUCGGCUGAAUUCUCAUAUUUUGCCAUAGCUGAAUUGUGUGUAGUAAAGGUAUUAACCUAACUAAACUAGUCAACUGUGGAAGUCAUAAAUUGUAACCAACCACCAGGAGAAGAAUAUCAGUGCUAUAAUUCAGUGACGUCAGCAUCACGGAGUAUGAAUUGAUUUUGACAUUUAACAUAUCUUUGCAUUAUAUGACAAUUAUGAUUUUUUUUUUCAAUAGAGGUAGCAAAGCAGUUUCCUUUAAAAAUCAGUGUGUCUCAUUUUCCUCCAAUCACGAUAAAUGACACAAAGUGACACAAACUUUUUUUUCUUUUUCUUUUUCUCAAAUGCUCGUUUUGGUUCCUGUCCAUGCUGCCCACAGUAAACUGCCAUCUUUCCUGCUGUAUUUCUCAGCAUCAGGCGUGAAACACCUCUGUAACAUUGUCUUUGUCCUAUCAGUGGCUCAUCAUGGACUGAAAAUGUUGAACUGUGGGGUUGCAUACUGUAUAUUACGUCACCCGUUAAGAGAUUGUUGCUGUUCUUUUUAGAAUGAACUUUAAAUGUGCACUUAUCAUGUUUGUGUUACUCUGCAAGUACUUUAUAAUCUGUAAACCUAUAAUAAACUAGAAUGUGAUAAGACUUCCUCAGCAGGUGAAUCACAUGUAUGCUGUCAACAUCACUAAACCGAAGUUGAGAUUGCUUCGCUAAUUUUGAAUUUACUGUACUUUUGCAGCUGGAUUUGCUUCAAGAGGGAUGGGAAGGGGGAACACGAUGUUAACUUUGAUAUGAAAAACCGUCUGUCUUAUCCGAUUAGUGCUUGCGCAUUACACUUUAGUUUACAUUUCCAAAAAGACGCGAUGCUGUUCUGAACCCACGAUUCUUUCCAGACUACUGUGAUGAUGACCAUGGUAGUUUUUCUGCUUUCCUUUGAUUGUACAGCAAGAAAACCGUGCGUUUCGAGUAGGUUGUAUCCUCUUUGCUCUUUUUCUGUACGUUUCCAGUUCUCUUCGCGCUCCUGUACUCACAUUGGCGGAUAACCAGCUUUACCUGUUAAGCUUCUACACCAGUUUCAAAGUGAUUUGCCAGUGAAAACGAAAUGAAAACUGAAAAGAACCUGUGACUGGCAGAGGAUCUCUGUGGACUGGGAAAGACACCACUCUCGUGUGGCUCUUAAAAAUUUAGCCUUUACUUCAAAAUGAGGUGUUAAAGGGUUUACUCCGAGUAUUUUUUAAAAACCUGCACGUCCACGGCGGGCAGUAAAACUGGCAAGAUGGCUUAGUUCACUGCAGUCUGUUCAAAAAAAAAGAAAAAAGUUACGAACCUUUGAAGUGUUGCCAAACAGACUGUUUUCUAGUUAUUUAUUUUUUUUGGAAUGUAUAUUGAAAUGACAAAAUUGUAAAACCAUCUCUUGCACACAUCCGUAGGCUGUUGUGAUCGAAAAAGAGCUGAAAAAAAACUUCAACAUACUGUAGAUACUGAACUGAGGUAGACUGACCUUGUAUGUUACUGCACUUUGGGUAAUAAUUUCUUUGUACAUAAUAGCAGAACAGACUGGGUUUUACGUUGACAUUGUUUGGUUAUAGUGCAAUAUAUUUUGUAUGCAAGCAGUUUCAAUAAAUAAAGGUUGAUCUUCCUCUGCAA
Molecule: messenger RNA, 4353 nt
Organism: Carassius gibelio (silver crucian carp)
Lineage: Eukaryota; Metazoa; Chordata; Actinopteri; Cypriniformes; Cyprinidae
Product: fragile X messenger ribonucleoprotein 1 homolog A-like
Exons: 15
Coding region: 237-1946 (569 amino acids)
Biological process (GO): regulation of modification of synaptic structure; regulation of alternative mRNA splicing, via spliceosome; regulation of translation at postsynapse, modulating synaptic transmission
Cellular component (GO): neuronal ribonucleoprotein granule; nucleus; axon
Molecular function (GO): protein homodimerization activity; mRNA 3'-UTR binding; translation regulator activity
Source: RefSeq, a predicted model, not a curated record